AUGGACUUUCUUCAGCGUCUUGCCCGCCUUCUCGACAGGCCACAGUUUCCAUGGAAGAAGCUCAUCAUCGGCUUCUCCCUUGCGCAAUAUGCCUUCGAAGCCUUUCUUUCUCUGCGCCAAUACCAAGUACUCAAACAAACACGGCCGCCUAAAGCUCUGCAAAAGGAAGUGUCACAAGAGGUCUAUGACAAGAGUCAGGCCUACGGACGGGCAAAGGCAAGGUUCAGUCUCUCUAGCGGUCUCUACGGACAAAUUACGAACACGGCAGUCAUCCACUACGAUCUCCUCCCGAAACUUUGGGCCCUGACUGGCUCGUGGAUUCUUCGAUUCGCCCCGGCUCGAUUCAGCGGUGAAAUCAGCCAGUCGAUCCUCUUCAUCAUUGCAUUCAUCGCCUUUCAGCAAGUCGUGUCCAUUCCCACCUCGGUCUACCAGACAUUCGUCCUCGAGGAGAAGUUUGGCUUCAACAAGCAGACUCCUAAGCUUUUCGUCAUGGACAUGUUGAAGUCUCAAAUGCUAACCUGCAUUCUGGCCCCUCCCAUUCUGGCUGCUUUCCUCUCGAUCAUCCAGAAGACGGGCAACAAUUUCUUCUUCUACCUCUGGGUAUUUGGUGCUGGUCUGCAGGUCUUCAUGAUUACCAUCUACCCCGUCACGAUCUUGCCUCUGUUCAACAAGCUGUCUCCACUCCCACCGGGUGACCUGAAGGCUGGCGUCGAAGGGCUGGCGAAGCAACUCAACUUCCCACUUCACGAGCUUUAUGUCAUUGACGGCAGUAAGAGAAGUGCUCACAGCAAUGCAUACUUCUUCGGCAUGCCGUGGAAGAAGCAUAUUGUAAUUUACGACACCCUCAUCGAGAAGAGCGAGACGCAGGAAGUCGUCGCCGUUCUUGCUCACGAGUUGGGUCACUGGAGUCUCGGCCAUACAACUAGACUCUUUGGAAUUUCACAGGCCCACUUUUUCUACAUCUUUGCGCUCUUCUCCGUCUUCAUCAACAACCACUCCCUCUACCAAUCAUUUGGAUUCCACAAGGAGUUUCCCAUAAUCGUUGGCUUCAUCCUUUUCUCAGAUGUGCUUGCUCCCAUGGACACAGUUAUCAAGCUCCUGAUGAACAUCCUGAGCCGCAAGUACGAAUUUGAGGCCGAUGGUUUCGCCGUCAAGCUCGGCUACACGACCGAGUUGGCCCGUUCCUUGAUUAAGCUCCAGAUCCAGAAUCUGAGCACGAUGGAUGCCGAUUGGAUGUAUGCCAGCUACCACUUCUCCCACCCGAUUCUGUCGGAGCGACUGGGAGCCUUGGGUUGGUAUGGCGAAACGAAAGUGGUGGAUGAUGAUUCGGUGAAAAUUGACGAGAAGGCAUCGAAGGCCUCUGGAAGGGAAUUGUAG
Molecule: messenger RNA, 1377 nt
Organism: Drepanopeziza brunnea f. sp. 'multigermtubi' MB_m1
Lineage: Eukaryota; Fungi; Ascomycota; Leotiomycetes; Helotiales; Drepanopezizaceae
Biological process (GO): CAAX-box protein processing
Cellular component (GO): endoplasmic reticulum membrane
Molecular function (GO): metalloendopeptidase activity
Source: RefSeq, a predicted model, not a curated record